Messenger RNA from Rhipicephalus microplus (southern cattle tick), 1553 nucleotides. RefSeq names its product NAD(P)H oxidoreductase RTN4IP1, mitochondrial. The record is from RefSeq and is a predicted model, not a curated record. Gene Ontology annotation, cellular component: mitochondrion. Gene Ontology annotation, molecular function: zinc ion binding; oxidoreductase activity. Lineage: Eukaryota; Metazoa; Arthropoda; Arachnida; Ixodida; Ixodidae.
UGCGUGUUUUGCAUAGAGCUUGUUGUGGCUUGUUUUCUAUCAGCGGUGCGUGGUGAACAGCAGGCGUCAGAUAACAUACUGACGUGAGGUCGACAAACUUUUGCGAUUCGCAUUUGCACGUGCGAUUGUUCUUCAUUUCCUACGUAAAAAAAAAAAACUACAGUAGACUUUUGUCGCAGCGAAGGCGCGAUGAUGAUUCAACGGUUGCUCGAAACCGAGCGCAAGCUUGUUACUUUCGGAUCGCGUAGACUCAAUCACACAUUGCCUCCGAAGAUGAAAGCAUGGCAAGCCCGUAGCUUUAACGGCAUCGAUAGCGUCCAGAUGGAAGAAACGCGAGUUCCACAACUUACAUCAUCGAACGAAGUCCUCGUUAAAGUCCACGCAGCGAGCGUCAACCCGCUUGAUGUGGCGAUGUUGGAUGGAUACGGAAGAAAUGUUAUAGAUGUGCUCAGGAGGCUUCAAUACUUUCCUUACAACAAAGAAAGAUUCCCUAUGAUCCUCGGCCGAGACUUUUCAGGUGAAGUUGUCGGUGUUGGACACGGCGUGAAAGAGUUUCGAUUCGGAGAUGAGGUCUGGGGUGCUACCCUGGCUGGUCGGCAAGGAUCUCACGCAGAGUACAUCACAGUUCCUGCAUGCAUUAUAGCCAAAAAGCCAAAAACAAAGUCCCAUUUGGAAUCUGCAGCAUUGCCUUACGCUGCGUUAACAGCAUGGGCUGGAAUCCGCUCCGUAGGAAACCUCAGCAGGUAUACAACACAAAACAAAAGAUGCUUAGUUUUGGGGGCCUCUGGUGGUGUUGGGAGUUUAGCUGUACAGUUACUAAGAGCAUGGAAUGGAUCGGUCACAGCAACAUGCAGUGCUGGAGCAGUAGAGAUGGUUUCGAAACUCGGGGCAGACACUGUUGUUGACUACACUGCACCAGAUUUUGAGGCGCAGCUGCUCCAUGGCCCAAGGUUUGACUUUAUCCUGGAUUGCGUUGGUACCCAUCAGGGCCUGUCUCCAACAAAGCUUCUUCACAAAGGGCGCCUUUCUACCUAUGUUACCGUGGUGUCGCCUGUAUUGAAAAACACAGAUAACAUGGGAAUUUUUUCUGGGAUGGCGCUGUCUGCGUACCAAGCACUGCAGGUUACUGUUCAGGAGCUCGCCGAUGGCCGCAGUGCCCGCUGGGCUUUCUUCUGCCCCAACGGCUGUGCAUUGAAGGAAAUUACAGAGCUUGUCGACCUUGGCAAGGUGACGCCUUAUGUGAGCAGCACCUUUCCUUUCCUCGAAGUUCCAGCAGCCUACCACAAGAUGAAGGAAGGCCAUGCCAGAGGAAAGAUAGUGAUCUCUGUUAUUGAACAAGAGCCUCCAGUCCAGAAGCAUUAGAAAGCGUAUUUCAAGAUAGCGCAAUUCUUAGAACGAAAAUACUUACCAAAAUACGGGUAAGAAGCAUAUCUGAGUUUCUUGUAAAAAAAGCAGUUGCACGUUUCUGUUCGUCAUGGAAUGUUUUUAUUACCCUACUGGCACUUUAGAAUGUAUUAUAGUACGCAAAAAAAUAAAUUUCAAAUGUCUUUGCA